Limulus polyphemus (Atlantic horseshoe crab) is the source of this 1356-nucleotide messenger RNA. RefSeq names its product thrombospondin type-1 domain-containing protein 4-like. NCBI's taxonomy places the organism in Eukaryota, Metazoa, Arthropoda, Merostomata, Xiphosura, Limulidae. Gene Ontology annotation, molecular function: metalloendopeptidase activity. Gene Ontology annotation, biological process: extracellular matrix organization. The coding region runs from base 215 to 910 and encodes 231 amino acids. The record is from RefSeq and is a predicted model, not a curated record. The transcript is spliced from 7 exons. Gene Ontology annotation, cellular component: extracellular matrix.
ACACAAAAUCAGUGUGCCCGAGACUUGCGAUUGGCAUUGGACUUACGAACGGCACGAGGUGGCUAACGAUACGCACGCGAAGAGAAAAAGCCAGUUACGGCCCAUCUGACGCAUAAUAACGAGUAGAAUACCCUUACAGGUAAAGAACCCAUGUGAAGUUGUGGGUUAGGAUGUUUCGACUGGUAACUACUGACAUAGCGUAUAUACAAAGUUGAUGACGUACGUAACGCACGUGCAGCGAAUCGAAAACAUCAUGAUCACUAUAAAAAAUAUCAUCAGGACUACAGUUUUCCUUGUAUUACUGGUUGGAGUAACCUGGGGAGCAGCUAGAAAUCAUUCAGAUCAGGUCGAUAUACACAAGAGACAUCAACAUCUUGCUUCUAGUAGAACAACCUGGUCAACUAGAAUUGGGGUAUGGGGCAGUUGGAGUAACUGGUCAGCCUGCUCUCGGACUUGUGGUCGAGGAGUAUCAACUCAGAGCAGAGAGUGUCUUGUAGCGCCACGAUCUAGAAGGUUUAUUUCACAUCGUCGAAUCAGGACACGGCGGAAUCAUAAACGUGGAAAAGGAAAAUGUCUUGGUGUUUACAAACGUUUCCAAUUGUGCAACUUAAAGCCGUGCAAACUUUCACUUGACCACAGGAAGGAGCAGUGUGCCACGUUUGAUGGACAAAACUUCAGAGGAAGGUAUUAUCGUUGGGUGCCAUACAUAAAAGAAAUAGAAAAAUGUGAACUCCAUUGUAGACCAGUUGGUUAUCAAUUUUACGCUCGUCUAGCCAAGAUUGUUGAGGAUGGAACAUCAUGUUCGGCUGAAACAUCGAUGGACAAAGUGUGCAUCGCUGGACAUUGUAAGGCAACGUUGAAGGUGACGACUGGGCAGGACGGGGCGCCCUCUUCAAUAAUACUGAAGUAGGUUGAAAGGAACUCGUGGAAUGUCUUUUUUGUGUUUGUGUGGUCUAGAUUCUCGAGAAAACUGUUUUUAUGUUUGUUUCAAGAGAAAGCUUAAAACUAAGAGAUCCAUUUCCUUUCCAUUCAAAAACACUUUUGAAACGAGUUCCUUGAUGAACAGAGAAAGCUAAAACGUGUUCGUAUGUGUUCUUGAAGGACUAGACAAGCUAUAAGUGUUAAUUUCUUCAGUAAACAAUGCUAGUCUUGAACUUGUUGUUUUCAUAUAACUUUUAUCCUGCCAUCUUGUAUAACAAAAUUUGGAUAUCAUAUGGCAUUUUGUUGGAAUAUGAUAAUGACGGGCGUAUUAACUGUUUUUUAAUCACGUAUUUAUAAUAUCACGAAAAGUUCUACAAUAUCACCUGUAGUUGCCAAAAGGUUUUGCUGAUGUCUUGUUAAUUACUUAGAUGGUUA